This is a messenger RNA of Coregonus sp. 'balchen', 6562 nucleotides long. The record is from the annotation of a GenBank genome assembly. Lineage: Eukaryota; Metazoa; Chordata; Actinopteri; Salmoniformes; Salmonidae.
AUGGCACCCACAUUACCAUCAGGGGGCCCUCCGAACAUCGGGAUGCCUACAUUAACCGAAAAGGCCAGCCCAGCUUCCAGCUGCAAGCUGUGUGCGACAGCCAACUUCGCGGACAACGCUGGUUCUGUGCAUGAUGCAGGGUGUACAGGACCAGCGACCUGAAGGCUCACCUAGAUUCCCAACCUUUUAUCCCCUAAGCCUAGAACUUAUUGUCCCAUUCAGCGACAAUGGUCACCUAGUGGACGAGCACAAGCGAUUCAACACGAUUCACAGCUCCAUCCUAGUCCAAAUCGAGAGAUCCUUUGGCCUCUUAAAGUGCAAGUGGAGGAGGCUCCAACAUCAUGACAUGCUGCUGCUGGAGAAGAUCCCAGAUGUCAUCGACAGUGCCUGUGUCCUCCACAACAUGGUCCUCAUCCAUGAGGGCAUAACAGAGGACUUGGAUGAGGACUAUGUUGUGGCACAGGCAUGUAACAUCGAGCCAGUCCCUGAUCCUGCAGACAACAGAGUCGCCCUACUUAACCAGGCUGUCCAGAAGAGGGACAAUAUAAUGGACCGGCUCGAAACAAUAAAAUAAUUGUUGUUGCACAAUGAGAAAAUUGUUCUGGUGUCCAUUUUGUAAAGAAAUAGCACUUUUAAUGGUUUAGAUGAAUGAAAUAGAAUGUAAUAGAGUAACUUUAUUCCAGAAUGAAAUUGCAUAGAGAACAAAAAAAGAACUGACAGAAUGUUUUUGUUUAUAUGUAUAUUGUCAUUUAGCAGACACUCUUAUUCAGAGCGACUUACAGUUAGUGAGUGCAUACAUUUUUCAUACUGGCCCCCCGUGGGAAUCGAACCCACAACCCUGGCGUUGCAAGCGCCAUGCUCUACCAACUGAGCUACACGAAUAUACAAUUUUGAAACAUACUCACUACUUAUUCCAAAACUAAUUUGCUUCAAUAACAAUCACUGCUCAUUCAAAAAACAUUUACUUCAAUUAACAAUCACUGCUCAAUCACUGCUCAUUCAAAAAAUGGAUUUACUUCAAUUAACAAUCACUGCUCAAUCACUGCUCAUUCAAAAAACAUUUACUUCAAUUAAAAAUCACUGCUCAGCGAUACCCUGCAAAGCAGGAGUGCACUUUUCCAAGAGAGAGUUCCUGUCUUGCUGAAUCUGGGUGUAGGUUCUCGCGGCUGUGUGUGGGUGUCAGUGUGAGGAGUGUGAAGGUUGGGUGCUGUAUGUGCUUGUGGCUGUGCGUGGGUGGAGUUGUUGGGGUGUGUUUCCGUGUGAGGGUUGAGUGCUGUAUGUGCUCGUGGCUGUGUGUGGGUGGAGUUAUUGGUGUGUGAGGAGGGUAAGAGUUGGGUGUGGGCAGUUUUUUGUGGAUAUACAGUACCAGUCAAAAGUUUGGACACACCUACUCAUUCAAGGGCUUUUCUUUAUUUUUACUAUUUUCUACAUGGUAGAAUAAUAGUGAAGACAUCAAAACUAUGAAAUAACACAUAUGGAAUCAUGUAGUAACCAAAAAAGUGUUAAACCAAGUAUUCUUCAAAGUAGCCACCCUUUGCCUUGAUGACAGCUUUGCACACUCUUGGCAUUCCCUCAACCAGCUUCACCUGGAAUGCUUUUCCAACGGUCUUGAAGGAGUUCCCACAUAUGCUGAGCACUUGUUGGCUGAUUUUCCUUCACUCUGCGGGUCCGACUCAUCCCAAACCAUCUCAAUUUGGUUGAGGUCGGGUGAUUGUGGAGGCUAGGUCAUCUGAUGCAGCACUCCAUCACUCUCGUUCUUGGUCAAAUAUCCCUUACACAGCCUGGAGGUGUGUUGGGUCAUUGUCCUGCUGAAAAACAAAUGAUAGUCCCACUAAGCGCAAAUCAGAUGGGAUGGCGUAUCACUGCAGAUGUUUGUGAACUAUUCCCCUUGUUGAACGUGCCUCAGCUAUUACACAAAAAGGGCAUCAUCAUCGUUUUCACAAUUUCAGAGUGUUAUUUCGACCUCAAAGUGUGGAAAUAUAAUUUUUAAAAACUGGAAAUCAUGUUUUUAACUGCACUGCCCCCAUAAUGAAGUUGGCUUCAUAUUGUGUUUUAAUAUUGGUCUUAAUGAAGUUGGCUUCUAGUGGCUGUGUUUUUGUCUGUUGGAAGGAAACCAAGCCAAGACUAGGAAGGAACUCCAUGGCCGUCAGCAAUCUUAGUUUUACUGGAAGAAAAACAGGACCGUACACUCAUUUAAUUUGAACACAGGCACAUGCACAGAGAUACAAUUACAGAUACACACACACAAACACAGACACAUACUUACAUCAUACACCCAUGGGUGGUUCUCUGUAGCUUAGCUGGUAGAGCACGGUGCUUGUAACGCCAGGGUAGUGGGUUCGAUCCCCGGGACCACCCAUACACAAAAAUGUAUGCACGCAUGACUGUAAGUCGCUUUGGAUAAAAGCGUCUGCUAAAUGGCAUAUUAUUAUUUACUGUACAACAUGCACACUCACACACCCCUGCAGUGUGCAGUACUGGUCAGUGCUUGUGACAGCUGUGGUUAGUGUGGUGUCCUGGGUUGGUCAUGCCAUGUGACUGAGGGUCAGAAAUGUGUGAGUGCAGCACAUUAGGGAAGCAGCACAGGCCACAUCACAUCAACCCCAAUGUGUCCACGUUUUACUCACACUACUCUACGCUCUUUGACUCUCACACACAUACACACGCACACACACACACAAACACCACAGGACAGAUACACACUCUUUCUACAGUACAUACACUCUCUCACUUCCACAAACCACAAAUAUUCCAAACCAUAAUGAAUAUCACAUACUUAGCCUUACACACUAAUUCUCACACAAAACACAAGAAAACACAUAGGACGCAAACAAACAACAUGAGAAACACUCUAUCGCGAACACACAUCUAUUACAGUGUAACCCUUAAUUCAACACAUUUCUCACAUUGCACCCCUCCCCUCUGUCGUGUCCCCUCUGCAGGACUCAUGUGAGAAGCCGGCAUGUUAUGAGAAGACGGUGACGCUGUCCAAGGAGCCCCAUGAUUCCCUGGGGAUGACAGUGGCAGGGGGCAUGUCCUCCCGCGGCUGGGACCUCCCUGUCUACGUCACUAACGUGGACCCCAACGGAGUGGUGGGACAGGAGGGAUCCAUCCGCAAAGGUACCAGCCUGAUGAUAAACCUUAUACAUCACAGUCUCACACACACUCACACAGUCCCACACACUCAUACAAUUAUACACACUCACACUCUCUCUCUCUCUCUCUCUUUCACUCUCACUCAGUCAUACAGUAAAUCAAAUCCAAUGUUCUGGCAGGGAAUUUAGCUCAUAUUUACCUGAAUUGCUCCAAAAUGGAUAGUUUCUCUGUUCCAUGCAGUCCCUGCUGGUCUCCAUGAUGCCAGAGCUGGUACUGCAGACAGGCUUAAUUUGUGUUUGUGACAUGUCCCUUGUGUAGAACAGACAGGGUGAUUGAGAUAAACACUCAGACUUGUGUUUCAUUACCAAGGUUAUUUAUCCAACAGGAAACGCAGGGGUGGUGUUACUGUUCAGGGCUCGCCAAAUUAAGUAUAACACACAUACACCCACCAACACACACAACCACUGACACACACACACACCACACUCAGAUUGUAUUAAGUAGCUUCCAGAGGAAAUGACAGGCUGCACUUUAUCAGCUCAUUAUACAAAAUCAGUCAGCUCUGAAAUAGACCAAACACAAACAAAAUAAUUGGAUACACUUGUGGUAGGCCUGUUACGGCUAUAUACUGCAGUGUGUGAGAGUAUAGGUGUAUGUAUGCGUGUUUGGGUGUCUGGGUGUGACGUUAGAACAUCCGAGGGAGCUCUCUGUGCCGGGCCAAACAUCAAAGGGCAGUGGAGGCAUUUAAACCCAGAACCAACUGCUCAUUUUAGGGAUCCGCCUCAGAUAACCACAGUACAGAGAGACCAGACCUGGGUGUACCACUUGUCUGUCCAUCUGAACACACAAUCCCCUACAUCUGUGUGUGUGUGUGUGUGUGUGUGUGUGUGUGUGUGUGUGUGUGUGUGUGUGUGUGUGUGUGUGUGUGUGUGUGUGUGUGUGUGUGUGUGUGUGUGUGUGUGUGUGUGUGUGUGUGUGUGUGUGUGUGUGUGAGGAGAGUGAGGAUGUGUGUAUGAUAUUUAGUGUUAUUCCCCUAGGCAUAAUUCUGAGUGUGUAUUCCUGUGCAUUCCUGUGUGUAUCAGUAACAUGCAUAUGUUUGUGAAUACAGCUGUCUACAUAAUAAUUAUCCAUAUUGUACCCUAGUGUGUGUGUAUCUGCAUAGUGCAUCCUAAUCAAAGGGGGUGGAUGUUGUCCUUUGAGCGAGCCUCCACUCCAGAUGGCAGCUGGCUGUGCAGUGUGAUGCAGUGCAGUGCUAUGUGUACAGUACUGUCUAAGCCCACCUUGAUUAUCUGGAAGUUAUUUGGUCCCACUGCUUUGUGUUCCUGCGAGAGGGGAUUGAAUAUUCAAUAGGCAGACGAGACAAGUCCCUGGGAACUUUUGCUUUUGAAAGGCAUCAGAAUCAAACAGUGGUCAGGGCAACAACACUGUGCUGAGCGGUGCUGUGUUCUGUCCUCCCCUCUGCCUGCAGGUGACAUCCUGCUGAACGUUAAUGGGCUGGACCUGACGGGUGUGACGCGGGGUGAGGCUGUGGCCAACCUGAAGAACACCACCUCCCCCGUGGUGCUCAAGGUGCUAGAGAUGAGGCCUCCGGAGGAGAGUCAGCCAGAUUGCCCCUCGCCACCUUGCCUCUCACCCUCGCCCACCGACAGCACCAAGCAGAGCCUUGCCACGCUGCCACACACCGACGACUACUCCCCACUGUGGGUGUCAUGGUUGCAGCUGCCCAGGUGAGAAGCAGUACCCCUCCAGCCAGCCUUCUUAUUCGACAUCUCAGUCACAUCUCAGAAGCCUUGCACUUGUCUUUUCCUACUAGCACCGUCUUUGCUGAUAACUUCUUUAUUGAGGAAAAAUUUACUAUGACUGUGAUAUGUGGUUGUCUCACCUAGCUAUCAUAAGAUGAAUGUACUAACUGUACAUCGCUCUGGAUAAGAGUGUCUGCUAAAUGACUAAAAUGUAAAAUGCACAAAUGUUCUCUUCUCCUAUAUCAGUCUCUCCUCCCCUCUGUCCUGACUAGCUCAGGCUUUGACAGGGCCAGAUGGGAGAGGAAUGCUAAUUAUAUACACUACACUCCAAGGUUUAGAACUCAGUCUUAUCCAUACUGUUGGCCAGACACCAAUAGCCACUGUUUGGCAUAUUUUUAAGCCCCUUUUGACAGACCAAUGUACUUAAUGAGCUAAUGAACAUAGUUAGGUGUUGGCUUCCUACUUGAGUGAAGGCCCUUAAUGAAAAGCACUAGCCAACAGCUAUGGGAGGGUACAGAGAGACCUAAAGAGGUAACAGGCUACAUUACAAGGCCAAUAUGGGACAGUGGAUGUGGAAAUGGAGGGUGAUGACAGAAUGAUGAAUAGACACUAGUGUACACAGCGUCUGGCCUUCUCUCCAUGGCCUUCACCGUCUCUCGCUCAUCCUCUUCAUCACAUCCCAGUCUCAGACAGUGGUCACUCUGACACUCUCCAUCCCAUGUCCCCCUCCCUCCUCUCCUUCUCCUCAUGCUCCUUUAAACAGCUCACGGUGCCAACUUUAAAGGGAUUUGCUCAUCAGACAAGCCUUCCCAUCUCUCCUGGGGUGUGAUGUGUGGCAGAGGUGUUGGAUUGAGGGAUUAAACCCCUUCUAGCUCUCUCGUUUGGAUAGAGGUCAGACUCUGGCAGAGCGAGGGGUAUGCCCCUUUCUCAACAAAUCUGCCACUGCUGGUAUAAAAAACUGUUCUUACGUAAAGAAAUUAAAAAAAUUCUCAGCACUGUAUUUUCACAGCUCUGCCUCACCUGGGAGGACAAGUCAUGUCCCCAUUCUCAUUGGACAACAGCCAAGCCGUUGUUUUUUCUGACAUACUGCCACGGGACUCUGCAUUCUCACUGCUGCAUAUGUGCACACAGUACAGGCUGGGCACACAUUUGAAUGCUAGCAGCAGUCUAGAGAUUUCCUAAUUUCCCUUUUUGUCCAUUGCAGGCACCUGUACUGCUGCAAAGACAUUGUGCUGCGCCGGAGCACCUCAGGCAGCCUGGGCUUCAGCAUCGUGGGGGGGCAGGAGGAGGUCAACUGCAAUCAGUCCUUCUUCAUCCGCUCCAUCGUGGAGGGCACACCAGCAUACAACGAUGGCAGGAUACGGUACGGACUACUAAACCUAUGUCUUACACAGGACCUAUAUCGCUGCAUGUCUGCUGAAUCUUCUAUUUUUCGGUGAGAAAUUAUAUCCAGUAUUUACCUAAUCGUUACAGUAGUCUUGUAUUUACACACUGCUAGCAUUGCUAUCUGGGCCUCCUUUACUAUACUGAGUCCAUCUCUAUGGUUUUUAAACCCUGCAUUAACCCCCCUCCCUCUCUGUGUGUGUAGAUGUGGGGACAUUCUGCUGGAGGUGAAUGGCAAGAGUACGUGGGGGAUGACCCACACAGCCCUGGUGCGUCUACUGAAGGAGCUGCGGGGCAGAAUCACCCUGACCAUCGUGUCCUGGCCCGGAAGCCUGCUGUAG